AAUCCGAACCGCAUUUAAUGAAAGCCAAAUACCGUGCCGCCUCUGAGUUCUCCCAAAUCGGUAAAUCUGCGUCUUCCCAUUCUCUCUCAGUUUGCAGUGUUCUCUCAAUUUCUUUGUGCUUGUGCAUCGUUGGGUCUCCUUUUCUUUGCCUUCGAUCUCUGUGCUGUGUACUCUCCUCUCGACAUCAAUCAAGAGCACAUACCUCAGCCCCUCAUAGUCGCACACAGGUUCUUGCACCUUGACAAUUUUGUUGUAUCCUUAUGUUUGGCUUCCUCAAUUACAACAACUUAUUCCUUCAGAAAUUUUGUAUAUAUGUAAUGCAACAAUUGAACACAUUUGUUUCUACAAUCUGAAGAGUGGUACUACAAAUUAUGCACUGUUGAGUUCUGAGAUGAAAUUUGUGAGAAUUUAAUGUUCGAUCUGAAGAGUGGUAUUUCACAUACACCGUUGACAUUUUUAGUAAUUUGAGAACAAGCAACAUAAAAAAUGCUUCUGGACAAGAAUGCCAUUGAGGAAACCCAUUAUGAGGUUCUCAAUGUCAAGGAAGAUGCAAAUUAUGAAGAAAUCCGUGCUAGUUACCGUGGUGCUAUACUCAGUUUACAUCCUGAUAAGCUAUUGAAGACAAGUGAAACAUCCAGCAGUCCAACAGCUGGAGAGAGAUUUCUUAAAGUACAAAAGGCAUGGGAAAUUCUGGGUAAUUCGAGCUCCCGUUUAUUUUAUGAUAAUGAGCUGCAAAGUUCAAGGCGGGAUGUCUCGGCUGCUGAAGUUGCAGAAGAUUUGAGCUUACAGGAUAUGAUAAUUGAAAAUGUUGGAGAAGCAUUGGAACUGUUUUAUCAGUGCCGAUGCGGUGAUUACUUCUCUGUAGACUCACUGGAAUUGCUGAAAAUGGGAUAUUCCGUAUUGAGUGAGGAAAGUAGGAUAUCUAUAGUCAAUGUUGAUACUUCACCAGGGUCAGUGAUUCUUCCAUGUGGAUCUUGUUCGUUGAAAGCUCGGCUUGUAAUCAAUAUGGAUGACAAUUGAAAUUAUUACCAUUUUUUGGUAUGAAUAAUUACGAUUUAGAUUAUUAACAUUUUUUUUAAUGAAGAUAGCAUUUAUAGCUGCCUGUCAU
This is a messenger RNA of Abrus precatorius (Indian licorice), 1108 nucleotides long. RefSeq names its product DPH4 homolog. Gene Ontology annotation, molecular function: metal ion binding. Gene Ontology annotation, cellular component: nucleus; cytosol. Gene Ontology annotation, biological process: protein histidyl modification to diphthamide; tRNA wobble uridine modification. The coding region runs from base 487 to 1020 and encodes 177 amino acids. The record is from RefSeq and is a predicted model, not a curated record. The transcript is spliced from 2 exons. NCBI's taxonomy places the organism in Eukaryota, Viridiplantae, Streptophyta, Magnoliopsida, Fabales, Fabaceae.